Monoraphidium neglectum is the source of this 360-nucleotide messenger RNA. RefSeq lists its product as hypothetical. Bases 1 to 360 code for a protein of 119 amino acids. The transcript has a single exon. Lineage: Eukaryota; Viridiplantae; Chlorophyta; Chlorophyceae; Sphaeropleales; Selenastraceae. The record is from RefSeq and is a predicted model, not a curated record.
AUGGCGUCCCUCCACGCCUCCCUGAUGACGGCCUGCGGGCUGUCCCACCCCCAGCUGCGCGCCCAGGCGCACUGGACCGUCGCCACGGUCUGCGCGGCGCUGCUUGUCCGCAAGGUGGCCCGCCUGGAGUGCACCAACCCCGCCGCUGCAGCCGGUGCCGGCGUCGGCGCCGGCGACGCGUGGGUCUGUGCCGCGCGCGGCGCGCUGGGCGGGCGCCUGGGCCCGGCCCCGAGCGUGGGCCUGCUCUUGCUGGGCGGCCUGGCCGUGCUGGCGCUCCUGGGUUACCUGCUGUGGCGCGUGGUUCGCAAGGCGCCCGUCUACAUCCUCGAUUUCGCGGUGUACAACCCAGACCCCAGGUGA